UUUUUAUUUUCUAGUCUUCCAUUCUUCUCCCACCCUUUCUCUUCUCUUCUCUUCCUGUUUUCUUCCUUUCCAACCCAAUGCUCUAUCCAAACACAAUCUAAGUCUGACGACCACUCUGGUGACUUCCAUCAGUGACGCAUUCCUCUGCCUUUGCUCUAACUUUAAAAUUAGUUUAGGCUUUAGCAAGGACUACUCCAUUACUAAUAUUCAUAAUCCAUUAACAGAAGAAAAUAAAUCGAAUAAGAAAGAAAGAAAUGGCAACGGUAGUUCCUAGAAUGAAGUUGGGUUCUCAAGGUCUAGAAGUGUCUGCUCAAGGUCUGGGAUGUAUGGGUAUGUCGUUUUCAUAUGGCCUUCCCAAACCUGAGGAUGACAUGAUCUCUCUUAUCCGCCAUGCUAUUAGCUCUGGAAUCACCUUCCUUGAUACCUCUGAUAUGUAUGGCCCUCACACUAAUGAGAUUCUUCUCGGGAAGGCUUUGAAAGAAGGAUGGAGAGAAAAGGUUGAAUUGGCUACCAAAUUUGGCAUCAACAAUGUUGGGGGUAAGUUUGAAAUUCGAGGGGAUCCUGCAUAUAUACGAGCUGCGUGUGAGGGAAGUUUAAAGCGGCUAGGGGUUGAUUGCAUUGACCUCUAUUAUCAACAUCGCAUUGAUACUAAAGUUCCCAUUGAAGUGACGAUUGGAGAACUUAAGAAACUGGUAGCAGAAGGUAAAAUCAAGUACAUUGGUCUGUCUGAAGCUUCUGCAUCAACUAUCAAAAGAGCGCACGCUAUUCACCCCAUAACCGCAGUUCAGUUGGAAUGGUCCUUAUGGACUAGAGAUGUGGAGGAAGAAAUAGUUCCUACCUGCAGGGACCUUGGGAUUGGAAUUGUGGCAUAUAGUCCUUUAGGACGAGGCUUUCUCUCUUACGGACCCAAGAUUGUAGACAACUUCACGAAGGAGGACAGGCGACAGUCCUUCCCACGAUUCAGACCCGAGAAUAAAGAGCAUAACAAACUGAUAUUUGAGCACAUCUCAGAAAUUGCAGCGAAAAAAGGAUGUACUCCAGCACAGCUUGCACUUGCAUGGGUCCAUCACCAGGGAGAAGAUGUGUGUCCCAUCCCAGGAACCACUAAAAUUGAGAACCUCAACCAAAACAUCGACGCCUUAUCUUUGAAGCUAACCUCUGAGGAAAUGACCGAGCUUCAAUCCUUGGCCUUUCAAAUCAGUGUUAAGGGUGAUCGAUAUGCAUCUCUUUCUAGCACCUGGAAGAACUCGGAAACUCCACCUUUAUCCUCAUGGAAUGAAUAGAAGAUUUGGCUUUGUUUACGUAGGUAUGUCAAUGACAUGAUCAAUGAAUUUGUUAGCAGCAGAUAAUGCUGUCAAGUAAUAACUUUGUUUACAUAGAUCAUAUUAUGCGUCAUAUUGUCUGCCUAAUUAUGUUAUAAAGGUCAAAUUCACAAUGAAUAGAUUUAGGCUUAAAGACAAACCUACUUUCUUAAAAAUUGUUUUGUGAUGUAUGUUGAACAACCUCGCUACGCUCUAAGGCUGAACAUAUAAAGCUUCAAUACGUUUUCAUACUU
Amaranthus tricolor (Joseph's coat) is the source of this 1555-nucleotide messenger RNA. Its product is annotated as probable aldo-keto reductase 4. Gene Ontology annotation, cellular component: cytoplasm. NCBI's taxonomy places the organism in Eukaryota, Viridiplantae, Streptophyta, Magnoliopsida, Caryophyllales, Amaranthaceae. The record is from RefSeq and is a predicted model, not a curated record. The transcript has 5 exons. Bases 255 to 1283 code for a protein of 342 amino acids.